CUCCGCUCUGUAUCACCUGACUACAGAAGAUCUCUGAUUUCUCAUCUAACUCCAGGAGAAGGUGUGAAGAUGGCCCUUCGGCGCAUGUUAGCGUCAACCCCAUCUCAAUCUCCUUCUCUAUCGAAUCUCCUCCUCAAAUCCCUCUCCGUCCAUCACCCAUCGUCUCUCCAUCGUCGUCCCUUCUCAUCCCAUGCCGAAGAUGACAAGACGAUCCUGACCAUCGAAACCAGCAUCCCUUUCACUGGCCACAAAUGCGAUCCCCCAUCGCGGUCCGUCGAAACCACGCCCAAGGAGCUCCUCUCCUUCUUCAAGGACAUGGCCCUGAUGCGCCGGAUGGAGAUUGCUGCCGACUCCCUCUACAAGGCCAAGCUCAUCCGCGGCUUCUGCCAUCUAUACGACGGCCAGGAAGCUGUUGCUGUCGGUAUGGAGGCCGCCAUCACCAAGAAGGACUGUAUCAUCACUGCAUAUCGCGACCACUGCAUCUUCCUGGGUCGUGGCGGGACCCUCGUUGAGGCCUUCUCCGAGCUGAUGGGCCGCAGGGACGGGUGCUCCAAAGGGAAGGGCGGAUCCAUGCAUUUCUACAAGAAGGACAACGGGUUUUACGGCGGGCACGGGAUCGUGGGCGCGCAGGUCCCACUCGGGUGCGGCCUUGCCUUCGCCCAGAAGUAUUCCAAAGAAAAUAAGGUCACGUUCACUCUCUACGGUGAUGGGGCCGCUAAUCAGGGGCAGCUUUUCGAAGCCCUUAAUAUCUCUGCACUUUGGGAUCUGCCUGCUAUUCUCGUCUGUGAGAACAAUCACUAUGGAAUGGGAACGGCAGAAUGGAGAGCAGCCAAGAGUCCAUCUUAUUACAAGCGUGGUGAUUAUGUUCCUGGUUUGAGGGUAGAUGGAAUGGAUGCUCUUGCUGUGAAGCAAGCAUGUAAAUUUGCUAAGGAGCAUGCUUUAAAAAAUGGACCUAUUAUUCUUGAAAUGGACACCUACAGGUACCAUGGGCACUCCAUGUCGGAUCCUGGGAGCACCUACCGCACACGUGAUGAGAUAUCUGGCGUCAGGCAGGAGCGAGAUCCGGUUGAAAGAAUAAGAAAGUUGGUAUUGUCUCAUGAUCUAGCCACUGCAGAAGAGCUCAAGGAUCUUGAGAAAAGUAUCAGAAAACAAGUAGAUGACGCCAUUGCACAAGCCAAGGAGAGCCCCAUGCCCGAUCCUUCUGAGCUUUUCAACCAUGUUUAUGUAAAAGGCUAUGGAGUGGAGGCAUUCGGGGCCGAUCGGAAAGAGCUGAGAGCUGUUCUUCCUUGAGGAAAUUCAAUAUAACCAGUGUCAUUGAAAUAAUGGGGGUGGAAGUUUGGAUGUUGCUGGUGGCUCCUUCCCUUUCCCCAGGUAGUCCUGCCUCUGUAUAGGAAAUCAUUACAAUAAUUCUUUUCCCGAGGAGUUGGGCAGGUUUGUUCCUUUAUUUGGAUUGGAUGAUAAUGGUGAUGGGGUUUUACUGUUUUGCUGAUUCAGAUGAAUUCCGUAUGCGCUGUAUUUUCUUCUUCUGACUGGGGACAUUACAUUAACCUACCCCAGUUACGUUUUUGUUCGUCUUUUGAAACACAUUUUUCUUGGUAUUUACCUCAAUGACAUCCUUUUGCUUUA
Molecule: messenger RNA, 1626 nt
Organism: Magnolia sinica
Lineage: Eukaryota; Viridiplantae; Streptophyta; Magnoliopsida; Magnoliales; Magnoliaceae
Product: pyruvate dehydrogenase E1 component subunit alpha, mitochondrial-like
Exons: 8
Coding region: 70-1290 (406 amino acids)
Biological process (GO): pyruvate decarboxylation to acetyl-CoA
Cellular component (GO): intracellular membrane-bounded organelle
Molecular function (GO): pyruvate dehydrogenase (acetyl-transferring) activity
Source: RefSeq, a predicted model, not a curated record